Molecule: messenger RNA, 1557 nt
Organism: Closterium sp. NIES-65
Lineage: Eukaryota; Viridiplantae; Streptophyta; Zygnematophyceae; Desmidiales; Closteriaceae
Source: the annotation of a GenBank genome assembly
AUGGCCAGCCCACAGGUUCUAGUUUUCGAUGCUGAGGGCCGCCCUGUGAAGUUUGACACUUGGCUCGAUGACCUGCACCUCUACCUACAGCUCACAGCCAAGGAUGACAUCUCACUGUACGACCACGCCCUAGGCCAUGUCACUGCCCCUGCUGCUACUGCUGACAGCACUGCUCGCUCCCAGUGGCAGACUCGUGAUGCCCACGCUCGCUUCGCUAUUUGCAACUCCCUGCCGAUAGACGAACGCGAGCACUUUGGCCAGCAGAAGACUGCACAGGCACUGUACACCGCUGUAGUUGCUCGCUACUCCUCGCCUGCCUCUGCCGGGCUAGGCCGUCUCUCCCUCCCCUACCUGUUUCCCGACCUGGCCUCGUUCCACACAGUCGGUGACCUCAUCACGCACCUCCGUACUAGUGAGGCUCGCUUCUGUGCCGCCAUGCCCGCUGAGUUCCUUGCCACGCACCCCCCUCCACUCUGGCUCACUCUCUACCACCUAGUCACCCGCCUCCCUGACACACUGCGUAGUGUCAGGGACCACUUCCUAGCUCGCUGCCCCACUGAGCUCACCAUUGCCCUCCUCGAGAAGGAGCUGCUUGCAGCCGAGACUAGCAUAGUCGCUGUAGGUGCCUCUCGUGGCGACCCCCGUACCCCGUUCUUUGAGGGGUGUUCUCCUUCCCCCCUUCUUCCCUCUGUCGCCUCUGCUGCUGCUGUCGACCUUCUGAGUGCUGGGAAGGUCGGCGCUGCGUCUGCUUCGAGCGGGCGCCGCAGCGGCAAGGGCAAAGGGGGCAAGGGUGGUGGUGGUGACGGCGGGGGAGGCGGCGGUGGGGGCGGUGGAGGCGGCGGGGGUGGUGGCACGACUGGGGGGACUAGUGGCGGCGGUGGGGGUGGUGGCGGCAGCGGCGGGGGAGGUGGCAGGGGCGGAGGCGGUGGUUGGGGUGGCGGUGGACGAGGCGGUGGCAGGGGUUGGGGUGGUCGAGGAGGUGGCGGCGGUGGUGGUGGCCGUGGAGGCGCUAGCGGUGGCCAGGGCCAGCAGCACACUCCUUCGCCCCAGGAGGUCCGUGAGUGGUACUCUCAGCACGGGGGUAGGGGUGGUCUUAGCUGCACAUACGUCAUUCGCAUUGGUGACCACACUGGUCAGCAGUGUGGACGACCACACGCCACACAGCGCUGCUUUGCUCGUCUCGACGUCGCUUGGCGUGUUCAGUUCCCUCCGGCCACUGAGCUGCCCCGCUGGAUUGAUCUCCUGAAGAAGGGGAUUGAUAUCUAUGCUCUAGACUUUGAUGCUAUUCUAUCUACCAUGUAUGUGAUGUCUACAAGUGGAGAGGGUGCUGAGCACUUGUGUGUGCCGCCCAACCUGGGCAUUAGGGCCAGUGCGUCUGCCGCUCCAGGUACUCGCGUGUCGGCUACCCCAGGUGCUGGUGAGGCUGCUGCUCUAGGUGCUUGUGUGUCUGUCCCCCUUGGUACUGAGUCGACUGCAGCACUACACACCUUCACCCUGGACUCAGGUCUCCACCUCCCCUCGUUCUCUACGAACUUGGUGGCAGGAUGUGCGCUCUAG